AUGGAAGAAGGAAACUAUGAGUUUCCAUAUGUUAUUGAGGAAGCUAAUUCUCAAUCUAUUCAAUCAAAAAUGAAACCCGUAACUGUUGGACCCAAACGGUACCGUUUUCCCGGUGCAUACAGCAUCUUGGGGCCACAAUUUUACAACUUUGAAAUUCGUCCUAACGACAUAUUCCUGGUCGGCUUACCUCGGUCAGGUACAACUUGGUCACAAGAGACUAUAUGGCUGUUGAACAAUAAUUUAGACUACGAAAAAGCCAAAGCCAACAUCAUUUCCGAUAGAUUUCCUCUACUUGAUUUGCAAUUACUAACCUCCCAAAUUUUUGAAUCUUCGUCUGCAUCGACAGUCAAGGGUUUUGAAUCCCCAUUGAAAUGGCUACCAGAUGCUCCAUCGCCUAGAUUUAUUAAGAGCCAUUUACCACUGUCGCUCUUACCACCGAAGCUACUUGACACCACGAAGGUUGUAUACGUGGCCCGAGAUCCUAGGGAUAUGGCCGUAUCGUUUUAUAAAUUCCUAAAACUAAUGUUUUUGAAGGAUAAUAUAGAUUUCAAAACAUUCUGGGAUUUAUUUAGCCAGGAAAAAAUAUGUUGGACUCCAAAUUUUGACCACAUUAAGGAAGCUUGGGCACUGAGAGAUCAUCCGAACCUCUUAUUUGUCACUUACGAAGAAAUGUCGGCGGACCUGCCAUCGACUCUUCAUUGUUUGGCCACUUUCUUUGGAAAGCAACUUAACGACGAUCAAAUGCGGGAGCUACAUGAGCAUCUCAGGUUUGAGAAUUUCAAGAAGAACAAAGCUGUCAAUCGGGAGUCUACUUAUAAAGCGAUCGGUUUUAUAGACGAUGGAGAACAUUCGUUUGUCAGGAGAGGCAAGGCUGGAGGAUGGCAGGAUUACUUCGAUGAGGACUUGAUAGCUCAUGCUAAAAAGUGGAUGGCUGAAAACUUAGCUGGGAGUGACUUACCUUUCAGUAUAUAA
Messenger RNA from Leptosia nina, 972 nucleotides. NCBI's taxonomy places the organism in Eukaryota, Metazoa, Arthropoda, Insecta, Lepidoptera, Pieridae. The record is from the annotation of a GenBank genome assembly.